Molecule: messenger RNA, 1884 nt
Organism: Baudoinia panamericana UAMH 10762
Lineage: Eukaryota; Fungi; Ascomycota; Dothideomycetes; Mycosphaerellales; Teratosphaeriaceae
Exons: 3
Biological process (GO): microtubule nucleation; cytoplasmic microtubule organization; mitotic cell cycle
Cellular component (GO): centrosome; equatorial microtubule organizing center; spindle pole
Molecular function (GO): microtubule minus-end binding; gamma-tubulin binding
Source: RefSeq, a predicted model, not a curated record
GACCCUUGGACCUUGGCUGCGUACAUUGAUGAUGGGGAAUCUCAACCGAAGCUGCGGAGUUGGGAAGCGUUUGACAAACCAUCAGUCAACACGGUCGAUAUUGUGUACCUCUCCGAAGCGGGUGUGGGUGCAUUCGAUGCAGCUUUAGCUUCAGCUUCGUCUCAAGCGGAUGAUGCGACCGGAGUUUUGCCACAAGAUGUAACGCUACGCUCAUUUCGCAGCCUAGCCCUUGGAAGGUCGUCUAUCUUCUUUCAGUGGCAAGAGGUCAAACAAUGCUUCGAGCAGAUACUGCCGUCCGUACCGUUCUCGGGCUGCAGUCUGAUGUGCUCGCAGGAUGUCGCUACCGAGAUAAUGAGCUACGGAACGCUUUUGCGCAAACUACGAUCAUUCGUCGAAGUCACAGCGCAACCCGUGGCAAGUCUGCCGGCACUUACGGCGCUGAGAGGCAGCGUCGGGAGUAUUCUCGAGGCCAUUGAGGCUGUAUUGUCUACCAAUCUCCCGGGCUGCCGCUCGAUGCUGCAAUUGCAUUCUGCACUGGACCUCCCAAGGGGGCUCCUGCAGCUUGUUGAACGGUUGGUAGAAAGUGUGCGAGAUGCGGAAUCCGAAGAAGAGGUAAUAGCAAGGCUUUCAGACGAGGUCACAUCAGCGGUCGAAUCUGGUACUAUGUUCGCGCAUGUGCUCAGAAACAUCCUUGCUCGCGUCUGCGGACCGUGGCUUGUCUCUCUGAAGGAGGAGCUCGGGCUUAAUCAUCCACAUGCUUCUCAAGCCUUGGGGCAUUCCCAUGGCGGUACAGCGGCACCGGGAAUACCAGGCUUAACUGGGGCGUCGCUAUCAACGCGCCCUCCAAGCCGAACGGCAUUCCUAGAUGCUGAGGACGAACGACUCGUCAAAGAAACUAGGCAGACCGUAAGCCUGUUACGAGUGAACUUCCCAGAGCACCUGCAUCAGGUAACAACAGGCAAUCAAGCGUCUGGGCCUAAUCUUACGAAUAGGAGAGUGGAUGUAUUUGAGGAGACGAGGCAGUCAGUCCAAGCACACCACCGCCGCUUGAACAAACUCCUAAUGAGGCAAUUGUUCAGCUCGCUCCAGCUUCGGAAGCAUAUCGACUUGCAGCGUGGGUUCCAUCUCCUUGGAAAUGGCCACUUUGUCAGCCGUCUUUCGACUGCCCUGUUCAGCACCGACACGCAAUCUCCCGAGCGCAAGCGUUGUACAGUACCUACAAGCGAAACCGUGGGCUUGCGUCUCGGGGCGACGGCGGGCCAACGCUGGCCACCCGCAAGCUCAGAAUUGCGCCUGACGCUCAUGGGGCUGGUACAUGACCACGCCUCGGAUCUCCCUGGAGGUCUUAGCUUUGCGAUUCGCGAGCUUCCAGACGAAGAGAUUGAACGGGUGAUGGAUGCCAGCUCGUUGUAUGCGCUUGACUUUCUCAAGCUGCAAUACGCGGCGCCACCGCUGUUGGAUUUGAUCUUCACACCCAGCUGCAUGCAGAAGUACGACGACAUCUUCCGAUACUUACUUCGCAUGUUACGUGUGUUCGACUUGACCAAGAGGCUGCAGAGCAUCGUUGCCAAGGAUGAACACUCAAGCUCUGCUAUUAAGACCAAACUCGUGAUGCAAGUCCAUCGCGCCGUGUCCGGUAUUAUGGCAUACGUGAUGGAUGUUGGCGUUGCGGUACCGUGGGCAGAGCUUCAGCAUUCGCUGGACACAAUCGAGCGAGACGUAUUUGGGAACGAAGGCGAGAGUGAGACGAAGCCAAUGAGCAACAUCACCGCCCUUGCAAACAUCCACGAAGCCUGUCUCGACCAGAUCAGGACGCGCCUUUUCCUUCGAAAGAAGCAAGGUAGUAUCCGCGAUGCUUUGGAUGACCUACUGAGAACUGUGCUG